GGGAGAACGGCGGCGGCGGCGGUGAGGGUGAGGAGCGGCGGCGGGUGGAGCCUGUAGCGCCCUGACCGAGGCGGCCGGCAGGCAGGCAGGCGGGCGGACACACGGACAGAGACAGGGUUUUGGAUUCAACUGCACUUCAUUGCACACAAGAAACCUUUUUUUACUUUAAAGACGAACUUUUUAUUAUUAACAAGCUGGAAGGCCCACGAUUAAACGAGAACCCGAGCUUGGGCUUAAGGCAUCGGAAGGAAAGCGUAGGAUACCUGAUGUCAUCUGAAGAAAAACAGUGUAACACCCCAAGCUCAGAGUUGAAAGAAGUGAAUCCUCUUGUAAAUCAUGAUUCUGAUUUGUUGGAUAACAACACAGACAAUGAAGAGCCAGAAACUGUCGAAGAAGAAGGAUUUAUGAGCAUUGCCCCACUACUACAGGCCCACCAUGCCAUGGAAAAGAUGGAAGAGUUUGUCCACAAGGUGUGGGAAGGACGAUGGCGGGUCAUCCCCCAUGAUGUGUUGCCUGAUUGGCUGAAGGAUAAUGACUACCUCCUGCAUGGCCACAGGCCACCAAUGCCAUCUUUUCGUGCUUGCUUGAGAAGCAUCUUUAGGAUCCACACAGAAACGUUGAACAUUUGGACGCAUCUUAUAGGUUGUCUUUUCUUCCUCUGUCUUGGAAUUUUCUAUAUGUUUAGGCCGAACAUAUCAUUUGUGGCCCCAGUGCAGGAGAAAGUUGUAUUUGGAGCCUUCUUCCUCGGGGCCAUUCUCUGCCUGUGUUUCUCUUGGUUGUUUCAUACGUUCUACUGCCAUUCAGAAAAUGUUUCACGUGUAUUUUCCAAGUUGGACUAUUCUGGCAUAGCACUUCUAAUAAUGGGCAGCUUUGUGCCAUGGUUAUACUACUCCUUCUAUUGUAACCCCCAGCCAUGUUUCAUUUAUUUGCUUGUUGUCUGCGUACUUGGUAUCACAGCGAUCAUAGUCUCCCAGUGGGACUAUUUUGCAACGCCACAGUACAGAGGUGUACGAGCUGGAGUUUUUGUUGGAUUGGGGCUGAGUGGCGUCGUGCCUACCCUGCACUUUAUGAUAUCAGAAGGAUUUUUCAGGGCUGCUACAAUUGGACAGAUUGGCUGGUUGUUCUUAAUGGCAGCAUUGUAUAUCACAGGAGCUGCCUUAUACGCUGCCCGUAUCCCGGAACGUUUCUUUCCUGGAAAAUGUGACAUUUGGUUUCACUCUCAUCAGCUGUUCCAUGUUCUGGUAGUGGCCGGUGCAUUUGUUCACUUUCAUGGCGUCUCAAACCUUCAGGAGUUUCGUCAUGGUGUUGGUGGUGGAUGCACUGAUAAUGACUUGCUAUGAAACUAAUCUCCAAUUAGAUGUGCAGUGGAACUUUGAGCAAUGGUAUAGGAAUUGGUGAUGAAAUAACUGAAAGAUCAAAAUUCUUACCACCGUUUAAUUUGGGUGAAUCAGUCCAAUAUUGUGUAUGGGAAGGCCCAAAUAACAUUGGAAUACAGGAGUCCACUGCAUCAGAAUGGCGUUUUCAGUGGCGACUCUGGGUUUUCAAAGAAGCAAUUUUUGUGGUAAAGAAGCAAAAGAUACGACAUCACAGAGUCAUCACUUGAGGUGUGACCAACGCAUUUGUCAACUGGUUGUCAAACCCAAUGGAAAAAAUGUAAAUUAUAAAUUAUAAGUUAGUAUGUAAUUUACAAAAUUGCUGAAUCUGAAGCAAAGUUCUGCUUUAACUGAAUACCAUAUUUAUUUCUAUGAAAAGAUAUAAAAGUGGAAGAAAAAUUGAAGAUAAUACUUCAGAGCAGAGUCUGGCUGCUUAUAACAAAAGAAAGAUCUUGUAAAUAAGAUUUCUAACUUUCAGUUAAUUAGAAAAUUUAUAUAAUAAAAACUUUUGUACAGUAAA
This is a messenger RNA of Leucoraja erinaceus (little skate), 1893 nucleotides long. Its product is annotated as adiponectin receptor protein 2-like. Gene Ontology annotation, cellular component: plasma membrane. The coding region runs from base 267 to 1340 and encodes 357 amino acids. Gene Ontology annotation, molecular function: signaling receptor activity. NCBI's taxonomy places the organism in Eukaryota, Metazoa, Chordata, Chondrichthyes, Rajiformes, Rajidae. Gene Ontology annotation, biological process: adiponectin-activated signaling pathway. The transcript has 8 exons. The record is from RefSeq and is a predicted model, not a curated record.